CUCCUCAGAUCCGUUCUCUGCGUUGCCAGCUCAGGUGAGCCCUUGCCAAGGUGACCUCGCAGGACACUGGUGAAGGAGCAGUGAGGAACCUGCAGAGUCACACAGCUGGCCAUCACCAUCUCUAGAUGAGAAGACAGAAAGUAGUUACUUUCCCAAGAUCGCCCCACAAGCAAGUGUAUCCUUGGGGUUUGUACACCUACUUUCACCACGGGGCUCUGCCUGCCCCCACCCCCUCUAGCUGACCAAGUGAGCUGUGAGCCUGGAGCAGAUCCGUGGGCUACAGACCCCAGCCCCAGUGCCUCUGCCCCUGCAGCCCUGCCCCUCGAACUGUGACAUGGAGAGAGUGACCCUGGCCCUUCUCCUACUGGCAGGCCUGACUGCCUUGGAAGCCAAUGACCCAUUUGCCAAUAAAGACGAUCCCUUCUACUAUGACUGGAAAAACCUGCAGCUGAGCGGACUGAUCUGCGGAGGGCUUCUGGCCAUUGCUGGGAUCGUGGCAGUUCUGAGUGGCAAAUGCAAAUGCAAGAGCAGCCAGAAGCAGCACAGUCCUGUACCUGAGAAAGCCAUCCCACUCAUCACUCCAGGCUCUGCCACUACUUGCUGAGCACAGGACCAGCCUCCAGGGAUGGCCUGAAGCCUAACACUGACCCCCAGCACCUCCUCCCCUGGGAGGCCUUAUCCUCAAGGAAGGACUUCUCUCCAAGGGCAGGCUGUUAGGCCCCCUCCCGAUCAGGAGGCUUCUUUAUGAAUUAAACUCGCUCCACCAGCCCCUC
This is a messenger RNA of Symphalangus syndactylus (siamang), 773 nucleotides long. RefSeq names its product FXYD domain containing ion transport regulator 4 (gene FXYD4). Lineage: Eukaryota; Metazoa; Chordata; Mammalia; Primates; Hylobatidae. The record is from RefSeq and is a predicted model, not a curated record. Gene Ontology annotation, biological process: regulation of sodium ion transmembrane transporter activity; potassium ion transmembrane transport. Gene Ontology annotation, cellular component: membrane. Gene Ontology annotation, molecular function: sodium channel regulator activity.